UGGCCUGUUGUUGUAUUUAACUUUGUUUUUCUUAAAGACAAAAAUAAUUGUGUCCCAUCAUUCUUGUUUGUAAUGAGGCCUAUGGGUAUGUUUCAUAACCAGUAGUGGUAUUGGCUUUCGAAGAGGUAGUCCACAGCUUAUGAAAAGCCAGGAUUCUACGAGUGGGGUGGAGACUAGACUGUCUCAUCCAUGAUCCACCCCAUGUUGCAAUAGCUGCUGUGGCUUACUCAAUAACUGUUUCCUACAGGAGCAGCAGGACAUUUGUCUGUCAGCACAAACAGCAAAAAACAAAUGUCUCAGCUACUUCAGCAGAGGAACUUACAUUCAUCACAGCAAUGAGAAGAGCAAAGCAUGUUACAGAAGCUGUGCUGUGUGAUUCUACUCAUCAUCCAGAAGGACACAGAAACUAUACAGGUGAUUGGAGGACGCAAGACUGUGGUACAGGGGGAGGAUGUGGACUUAUCCUGCAGACUGAUAGAGACAACCGAGGACCUCGAACAGAUAACAUGGCAGAAAAGUACUUUGGAAAAAACACAGAACCAUAAUUUUCUGCUGAUUUAUCCCAAUGGGGUUACUAACUUUAUUGCACCAAAUGGAUUGAAAGGUAGAGUCCAGUUUAUUGGAAACCCAUCAGAAAACCUUGGAUCUAUUAGAAUAACAGCUGUCAGACUGUUGGAUGAAGGCACCUUCACAUGUAUAUUCAGUAUUUUCCCCAGUGGAGCAUACAAUACAGAGAUUCCUCUGACUGUGCUUGUUCCUCCAGUAGUGAGUGUGACAGUUGAUGUUCCUCCUGUCAUUGGGGAGAAUGAGGUUGUCUUGGCAACCUGUGUGGCUGCUGGUGCCAAGCCACAGGCAGAAGUGAAGUGGAUUUCAGGUACAUUCGGCAGUUUGUUGAGGACAAUGACAAACUCCACCCAGCACGCCAAUGGAACUACCACAGUACUCAGCCACCUGCUCGGGGUGUCAACCAGAGCAGCCAAUCAGCAGCAGGUCCAGUGUGUGGUCAACCAGUCUGCCCUGGCAACAGAAAGGAGCUACAACUACACCAUAAACAUCCAUUAUCCACCUCAGUCAGUGAACAUCACCCUUAGUGUGGCCUCUAAAGCCACAGUCUUACUAUGUCUAGCAGACGGCAACCCACAACCCAACUACACCUGGAGCAGAGUGGUCCAGCCAUGGCCUGUGUCUUCAGUGAGAGCAGAGGGAGACAUACUGCACCUCCUCAGUCUCAGCUCUGAGCUGAAUGGUCUCUAUAUCUGUGAGGCCUCCAACCCCUACGGACGAGCAACUGGCUCCCUCUAUGUACACACAUCCUCUGAGACCUCUGCUGCCUGUUGGUUUCUACUCAUUGUCAUUCUAUGUCUGAUUGUUACUGCAGCUGCACUCGUAUGGUACAGGAGGAAAUACGGACAGUGUCCUUGGAAUUCAAUCAUGGCCAAUCACCAGUUCCAGGCACCCCCACAGGAUGAGGAAGAUGAACCUGGGACGUCUGGGUUCUAACACUCCAAACCAGGAAGGCGGAUCAGGAAGAAGUAUCGUGAUAAAUCGCCGGACAGGCUGAGAGCGGAUGCCAGAAGAAUCUCAGACAUGCAAUGGGUGUGGGAAGAUUUCCAGUCCACACAUUCUCCAUUGUUCUAACCAUUUGCAAAGAAGAGGCACAUUCUCCAACCAUCUAAUGAACAGAGACCCUAGCAGUAUUCACUGUGACAUUAGAAACCUCGGCUCGGCCCCUCCUCCACCACAGCUUCUCUCGUGGACUCAGCCUUGUCAUGGUGGAGGGGCUUUGUUUCUUCAGUGGGAACAACAACUGUAUCUAUGUAUGUAUGUAUGUAUGUAUGUACAGUGGGGAAAAAAAGUAUUUAG
This is a messenger RNA of Coregonus clupeaformis (lake whitefish), 1863 nucleotides long. Its product is annotated as nectin-3. NCBI's taxonomy places the organism in Eukaryota, Metazoa, Chordata, Actinopteri, Salmoniformes, Salmonidae. Bases 352 to 1500 code for a protein of 382 amino acids. The record is from RefSeq and is a predicted model, not a curated record. The transcript has 10 exons. Gene Ontology annotation, cellular component: adherens junction. Gene Ontology annotation, biological process: heterophilic cell-cell adhesion; homophilic cell-cell adhesion.